AUGCUUUUCGACACGAUUCGAUGGAUGGAUGCAUCCGUUGUAAAUCCCGUGGCAACGCGACUUGCUGGAUCAGUUGCGAAUCCGACUGUAUUGAGUUUUAUCUUGUGGAAACGACUCAAGACAUUGACACCACAGCGUACACGUGAUUUUAUGCGGCUAUUGACAACAGCCCUAGCCAAUGCUCUUGAUGUUUUUCGUGCAGAGAGAGGUCAUGAGCUUCGAAGCAAGUCCAAGCAGCUUCAGAAGGACUUUGUCUACGCUGCGAGUACACGCAACGGUCGAGAUGUUGUAUUGAAUAGUGUAGCUACUGUGGCAAAGAUAGCCCAGGCACUCAAUACACCCGAGACGAAAGCAGCUACAGAACAAUUGUUUCAGACACUACAGUCUGUCGUGGACUUUUUUGCAAGUGAUGAUGGACGGCGGAUUAUCUCGAGCACUGGCAAAUGUCUUACAAGUGUGACUGAGAUGACAGCAUCACCUGAAGCUUCGAUAUUUUUGGCAGAACUCGCAACGAAUCUCCUGCAUACGCUCGAGAGCGAGGAGAGACGACAUCAUGCGAGUCAUGGACAAGAGGAAAAGGACGUAAAGGUGAAAAAAGAGGAUGAACAAAAUGCGCCACAAGAACGGGAGAUGGAUCAAGAAAGGAACCACAAACAUGCGUACUCACCCACAUCCUCAACGACCGACACUCGGUGGAGUUUUGACACGGAUUCCAUGUUAUCGUCAGCACCAGGAACUCCCGUUACAGGAAUGGACACUGCUCGAGCUUCGGAAGACGGAUCGAUGCUGUCGUCGUCUACAGCACUACCGGGAACGCGACGUCAGGUGUCAAUGUCGUUGCCUGCAAAGAAAAGUAGAAGUUUUCGCUCGGCACGAAUUGAAAAAGAGGUAUUGCUAAGACUAGGGGUUGAUCCAUCGAUGCUCAGCGAGGUCCAGCGUGUGCUUGACGUCAUUGCCGCGGAAGAACGAGCAGAGAUGCAGCGUCAGCGUGAAGAAGCAGAUUAUGUCGCGAGUUUGGUGGUACCGGAGUCGACUGAUGUGGGUAUUGCACCCGCGUUUGGGAAUGAUGAGGAAGAAAAAAACGAUCAAGUCAAUGAUGGUGACGAAAGCGCGUCGCUUCCGGCAUCCGAAGAGAUUCCCGAGUGGCACAAAAAGCCGUUGCGAGAGGCAUUACGCCGCCGCCACGCGCAUACUGAAGCAGCAAUGAAGCAGCGUGAUCCGGCAACUCGUCAAGCUUGCGAAAUGGCGGCGGUGCUGGCUCAACGCAACAUAAUGCAUGGAGACUUGCAACCUGGCGACAUUGUGGCUUGCCGGACGAUUGCUCGGAUGAUCGUGUACAGUGCAGGUUUCUCCUUACUGCUCUCGGGAUAUCUGCUCAGUCGGAACAUCUUUGGUUAA
Messenger RNA from Peronospora belbahrii, 1398 nucleotides. The record is from the annotation of a GenBank genome assembly. NCBI's taxonomy places the organism in Eukaryota, Oomycota, Peronosporomycetes, Peronosporales, Peronosporaceae.